Molecule: messenger RNA, 919 nt
Organism: Wyeomyia smithii (pitcher-plant mosquito)
Lineage: Eukaryota; Metazoa; Arthropoda; Insecta; Diptera; Culicidae
Product: venom allergen 5.01-like
Exons: 5
Coding region: 107-883 (258 amino acids)
Source: RefSeq, a predicted model, not a curated record
AAAACAAAGUUAUCAGCAAACUAGAUUUUUCUUCCCAUCAAAAAAUAGUUUGUUACCAAAAGAACAUUCAAAUAUAAUCAAACGAACAUCAUUCGCAUCCUAUCAAAUGGAGCUUUUAAUAACAAUCAUUAUUAUGACACUGAUCGAGUCCAGCCACCAGCAAACAAACUAUUGCGAUUCCUCAUUAUGUCGAGCUGGUACUACCCAUAUAGCUUGCAACAGUUCGAGAACAUUAUCAACUACUUGCGGAGUUGAAGCAACUGAGAUAGUACUGGAUUCGACCCUGCAAGCGUUGAUCCUGGGUUUGCACAAUGGAUUUCGUAGCACCGUUGCUACAGGCAACCAAAGUAUUACUUCGAAUACUUUCUACCCACAAGCGAAGCGUAUGGCAACAGUGGUGUGGAGCACUGAGUUAGCGGAUAUUGCUGGAGCUAACACUCGACGCUGUAUUUACGGUAAUGAUCAAUGCCGAAAUACGGCUACAUUCACGGCAGCCGGGCAAAACAUUGCUAUAAUGUCGUACUUCGGUAGAACCAUUUCGACAGUUGCUUUGAUAAAGAAAAUCAUUAAUAAAUGGUACGAAGAAUACGCAUACGCCAACCCGACUAUCAUCGCGAGUUUUCCCAGCGCUCAUCAAGGACACUCGAUUGGCCACUUUACUCAGAUUGUUGGUGAUCGUGUUACUCAUCUUGGAUGCUCGUUGGUGGUCUAUUAUAAUUCGCCAUGGACUAGGCAGUACUUUGUGUGUGACUAUUCCUUGACGAAUAUCAUCGGUCAACCUGUUUACAAAAGCGGUGAUUACUGCUCCGAAUGCACAACUGGCUGCAGCACUGAGUAUCCAGGUUUAUGCACUGAAAAAGAAAUAAUCAAUUCUAACCCUUAAUCAAAAUUAUCGAUCAUUUAAUAAAGAUAUGCGCAU